AUGGCAGUGAAUCAGAGUCACACCGAGAACCGCCGCGGGGCCAUCAUCCCUUUUGGCGAAAGUGUUUUGACUCAGUGUCAGGAUGUAGAACUCUCCUUCCCGCAGCAACCAGAGGGAUCCAGUGUCUUCUGUGGUACAAAGAGGGGAACAGUGUUUCUUACUUCAUACCGGGUGAUCUUCGUGACUUCACACACAGUCAAUGACUCCAUGUUUUCUUUUAUGAUGCCGUUUGAUCUGAUGAGUAACUGCACCGUUGAACAACCCGUCUUUACCCCCAACUUCAUUAAAGGAAUCAUUCAGGCAGCCCCAGAUGGUGGCUGGGAAGGACAGGCUACCUUUAAAUUAGCCUUCAGAAAAGGAGGUGCCAUCGAAUUUGCCCAGAUGAUGAUGAAAGCUGCUUCUGCUGCUGCCAGGGGAGUUCCACUUGGAAGUGUAAACUACUGGUUCAGCUCUCCAGGACUGUACGUAGUUACUGGGCAGGGGGGCAUGAUGUGCUCCCAACAGAUGCCUUGUCCAGCCUACCCAUUUGUUGUCUAUGGAACCCCACAGGCAGGAUAUGGACCCGCACAGGCGGGAUACGCACCCGCACAGGCGGGAUACGGACCCUCACCAGGGGUGUAUGGAACCCCACAGGUGGGAUAUGGAACCCCACAAGCAGUAUACGUGCCCCCGCCUGCGGGAUACAGACCCCCAUCUGGAGUAUAUGGAACACCCCCUGCACGAUACGGAUCCCUACCAGCUGGAAAUGAAGCUUCACUGGCCGGAAAUGAAAACCCACCCGCUGCAAAUGAAGCCUUGCCUCCGGCAUAUGGAAUUUCACCUGUUGGAACUACAGCUGGGUCUAGCAGAUUUAUGGCAGCCCAGCCUGCUGGGUAUGAGCCUUCUCUUCCCCCUCCUUCAUCUUCUGAGAGCCAUCUACAAUCUUUUAGGAAAUAA
Enhydra lutris kenyoni (northern sea otter) is the source of this 936-nucleotide messenger RNA. RefSeq names its product WBP2 N-terminal like. The record is from RefSeq and is a predicted model, not a curated record. NCBI's taxonomy places the organism in Eukaryota, Metazoa, Chordata, Mammalia, Carnivora, Mustelidae. The transcript is spliced from 6 exons. Gene Ontology annotation, biological process: positive regulation of DNA-templated transcription. Gene Ontology annotation, cellular component: nucleus. Bases 1 to 936 code for a protein of 311 amino acids. Gene Ontology annotation, molecular function: chromatin DNA binding; transcription coactivator activity.